CCCGCGCCGCCGCUCGGCGCCCUUGACGGCAUCGUGAGCUCGCCGCAGCGCCUCGCCCGGGGCGUGCCCGACGCCCGCAAGGUGGCCGCCAUCUUGCGCGAGUUCAACCCCGUGGAGCUGCAGCGCCACCUGCUCACUACCGCCGCCGAGAACAAGUCUCUUCAAAAAGAACUUGCGAAAGCCUCAAGAUCAAGUGUACACCUAGUUGAACAGUUGGAUAAGGUUAAAGAUGAAAAUGAUGAUCUUAGAUUUCGGCUAGAAGAGAAGAGCAUAGAGUUGGAAGGUACUCGUGCCAGAGUUCGUGUCCUUGAAAGACUUCAACAGAAGACUGCUCCUCCCUUGGAGAUUAACAUGGAGCCUCCUAUGCUUCCUCCAGAUGCCACUACUAAUCCAAUAAUCCCUUUACUGGCUCUUCCCAUGCCAGUGGAAGAAAACAUUCACCACAGCAGUAGCACUGAGUCUGCUCAUGAUCAUGUUGUGGGCCCUCAGUCAUCAGAAACAACUGAUCAAGGAGAAACAAAGCGAGAAACUCAACAGCAGACUCCAAAAAAGCGACCAAGUAAAAUUCCACUUCCUGGAAUGAAAACGCAUAUCUCUCCCAAACCUCCUAGUGGGAAACUAGCUUCAACCAAAAGGAAAGACUCUCCUUCUGGUAGAGGUAAAUUGGAAAAUACAUCUCUGUCUGGAAGAAAUAUGAGAGAUGCUUCAUGGAAGAAUAGAAGUGACAGUGUUUCCUCGCUAGGAGGGAAGAACCGUGAAUCUCCUAGUGGACAACGCAGCUCAUCUCUUUCUGCUCGUCACAAUAGUAGAGAAUCUCUUUCUGGCAAUAAGAGUAGAGACUCAUUAUCAGCCAAGAGUCGCAGUGAUUCUCUCAAUAGCAAAAAGUAUAACAGUGAUUCAAUGUCCUCAAAUAGAACGAGAGAUGCAACAAGCCAAAAUAGUUUAUCUUCAAAUUCAUCCAAUAAAAAAGAUUCAAUUUCCAGCAAAGGUAAAGAAGUACCAUAUUCGUCUCCAGGAAGCAGAAAAGGGCAUCAUCAAAUGGCAGCUCGCCGAGUUAGUAAUGCAAGUAUUAAUCGAAGCAACCUCAUCGACCAGAGUGAUCAAAAUUCAAAGGUUUUGACAGCAUCUGAUAGCCUAGAACCAAAACUUUCUUCUUCCAUGGCUUCAAAUACAAAUGCAGAGUUAACAGAUGAGGUACUUGAUCAGCCAGGAGAUUCCUUUUCAGAUUCUUUGAAUAAUAUUCCAAAUCAGGACGUUGACUGUAUGCCAUACAAAUCAUCAGCUGACACUUUACCUCUUACCAGCUCAAUGUAUGAGCAACAUUCAGUCUAUCAAGCUUCAAAUGGCAAUAGUGCUCAACCUUUCCCAUGGCAUUCUUCCUCAUCAGAAUAUUUUGACAGCAUAAAUAAUUCUGAAAGCAUGUUCAAUAAUAUUUCUCUCCUAAGAUCUUGUUCAUAUUAUCAAGAACAACAGUUUCUUCAGUCUACCUCUGGGCAUGAGGGUUUGGCAGUAUGUGAUUCAUUAGAAAAUAAAGAGACAAAUGUAAUAGAGGUAACAAAACCUACUGAAACAUAUUCUGUGGAUGCUAGGUGUGCUAGUAAUGUGUGGAUUAAGUUUAAUAAGCAAUCAAAUGAAUGGUAGUUACUAAGGCAGAAAGAGAAGAGUUAAAACAGAUGUGAAGAAAUAUUGUUUUAUAAUGAUCAUGGAUUACUGCAUUGUGCCUGAAAUUGGUGUUUAGAGCACACAAAUUAAAGCAGCCCAAUUUUUUUUGUUAAUGUUGGCCUAGGAUAUUUAUAUUUUCUGAAAUACAGAGGUAAUACAUUGUAAAAAAAAGUAUCAUUAAUAAAUUAUUUUUCUGUCGUAUCUUUGAGGUACUUAUUUUAAGUACUGAAUAAUGUUAAACAUCAGUUAAAUAACUAUGAAUUAAUCACAUAGAAUCUAAAAUUUAAUGCCGUGCCUAUCUUGAAUAGUGUAAUAAUUUCUAGUCAUUUAUUGAGUUUACAGUGGUCCAUUUGAUUGUGAAAUAAUUUAAAGAAUUUUUUUUUCUCAAAUUAGAUUUAAAAUAUAUAAAUUUAUACUGAGAUAUAACAAACAAUAUUUGAUAGAUAUUCAUGGUCUUGGCAUUCAUUAGUUUCCAAAAGAAGAGAGAACUUGUUCUGAAAAACAUAGACUGAUUAUUGUUCCAGAACUGAAUUUCCAAAAAGUUAAAAAUAAGAAUUGCAAUGUAAUUAAAAUCAUUUCAAACUACUUCAAGCAAGUGUGAAGAGUUCUGAAGUGAAAACUGAAGAACAUUUUUCAUUCAUAAAAAUACGUGUCUUUAUUGUGAACAGUACCAUUCAUUUAUACAAAAAUAAAUAAAUAAACAUAUAUAAGCAAUUUAAAUUGAUGAUUUAAAUGGUUCUCUGGCUUCAAUAUAAUAAACUUGCACAUUAAGAAAAAUAACAAAUAAUUAUUAAAAUUCUUUUGAAAGUAAAAUAAAUUGUAAUGUUAAAAAAGGUAUGUCAUGAAGUGCAUUAUUUGAUCCACCAGGAACCGACCCUAGGAUUUUUGGUUAUCAAUAUUUGGUGUUUGGUAUUUUUUGUUCUGUAAAAUAAUUUUAUUACAAUUUAAUUGCAGUUUGUUUAGUAGCUGGGGAAUUUUAUUUUCCUAAAAAGAGAAUGCAGAGGCUGAAAUAGCAGAAUCCUAAUUAAAAUUCAAUGAUUAGUUUGAAAAGUGAUCUUUUAGGCUCCAAACAAAUGUGGAGACACUUUAAAGAAAUCUUAAAAACAUUUUCUUGGGUGUAAAAAGAAUUGAUACCCUUUUGAAGUAACUUGUUUCAUUAACUUGAAAAUUAUUUACAGCUAAAUAUAUAUAAUUUUGAUUUCAUAAGAGCUUUUCGUUUGCUGUUGUGGGUUGUACUACUGCAUCGGUUGAAAGGAAAAUCAAUUAGUUCAAAAAGUUCAAUUUAGUUAGAACAAGUCUACUGCUCUUACUACUUAUUUAAAAAUUUGUCAUUAGAUCAACUUUGUAAAAAGUCAGUGAAAUUGUUUCUUACCAAUAAUGAGUGUAUGUGGCCUAUAGUCUAAACAGUAGUAAAGUGUGUUGUGCGAGCGUGUAUCAAGAAUCUUAACUGUGAUAUUAUUAAUUGCAUUUUUAUAGUAAAAUAAACUUGAUCUCGAUUCAGAGAAUCAGGAAUCAAACUUGUAAAAUAGUUAUAAAGUUAAAAUUUGCUCACAAUGUAGUAGGUGAUUUUUCUUGUCUCCUUUGUUGUGCAAAAUAAUGUUUUCUAGAGUAUCUAAUAUUUAGAGUAUCUAAAAUUAGUAUACAUUUGCUCACAAACUGUGACUUCCUUUUGUAGAUCACUUGUGCUGUAAUACCUACAUUUACAAGUAUUCAGUUGAUACGAUCAUUAUAUUCUUAAAAGCAUUGUGCAAGAAAAUACAAUAUUGAUAUUGAUCAGAAAUGCAUAAGGCUGUAUAAAUGCAACAUAUCAUGUUGUGUCUGUGGCUAUGAAUAUUUCAUUUUGUGAUAGUAUUUUAUUAUCAAUGUAGAUAACAUAAACUAGAAUUACUUGGUUAUUCAGAGACUUCAAUGCACUUUCUUAUAUUUCCACUUGCAGUGUACCCUACAUCAUCAUAAUGAAACGACAGAAGAGUGUUUUUGAUAGAAUGUUGCAGAAAUGUGAUUGGUUGUUUGUUUGCUUUUGCCAUGAAUGAAACUAGUUGUGUGCUGAAUUACAUAAGUAGAUGGCAGAUGCAUCACAAACAGAUUAUUAUAGACAAACUGUAUUUGUAAAAUUGAGUAAAAUUUAAUAAGUAUGACUUCCUCCUCUGAGAAUAUACUCAUCUCUAUUGUAUUAUUUGUACAGAAUUAUUUUAUGUAAAUAUUA
Messenger RNA from Gryllus bimaculatus (two-spotted cricket), 3868 nucleotides. The record is from the annotation of a GenBank genome assembly. NCBI's taxonomy places the organism in Eukaryota, Metazoa, Arthropoda, Insecta, Orthoptera, Gryllidae.